This is a messenger RNA of Olea europaea var. sylvestris, 1158 nucleotides long. RefSeq names its product putative late blight resistance protein homolog R1A-10. The transcript has a single exon. Gene Ontology annotation, biological process: protein folding. Gene Ontology annotation, molecular function: alpha-tubulin binding. The record is from RefSeq and is a predicted model, not a curated record. Lineage: Eukaryota; Viridiplantae; Streptophyta; Magnoliopsida; Lamiales; Oleaceae. The annotation marks the transcript as partial.
AUGAGAGAACUUUGCAUGAGGAAAGCUCAGGAGGAGAAGUUUCUUUAUGUCGCCAAUCAAGAAUUUGAGAUCUCUUCGGAAGUCUUGAAAAAUCAGCGUCACCUAAGUAUUCAUCCAAAUGGGAAGAAUGCAGUGGUGAGAAAUUCUCAAAGCUCAACUUUUCGUUCACUUCUAUACUUCACAAAGAGACUAUUGAGAAAUUCUCCAUGUUCUCAACUUCUCAGGGUGUUGGAUACAGGCAAUAUAGAUUUCUUUGAGUUUCCAAUGGAAAUAUUGACACUUUCUAAUUUAAGGUAUAUUGCUUUGACCUACAGUGGGAGAUCCAUGAUUCCUGCCUCAAUAUCUAAACUUUGCAAUCUUCAGACCUUUAUUGUUUUUCGAAAUCUUUCUGCUGAAAGAUUGCUCUUACCACGGGAACUCUUGAAGAUGCCACAGUUAAGGCAUCUCUUGUUCAAUAAAGGUGUCUUGCUUUGUUCUGAUGGUCUACAAAAUGUGAACCUACAAACACUUUCUGGUGUAAUAGAUUUCAAAUUGACUCAAGAGGCCCUUCGACAAAUUCCUAACCUGAAGACAUUGGAAAUUUCUUACCAUUGUGAACCUCAUACUGAGUUGUCAUUCUAUUGUCUUGAGAAUUUAGUCCAUCUGCAUCAACUUGAAAGUUUUAAGUGCGAACUCAUUUUCGAUGGUUGGACAAAUGUUUCUCUGCCUCAGAACCUUGCUUUCCCACCAAAUCUGAAGAAGUUAACUUUGAGUGUUUGCAAAAUUUCUGGGCAUAAUAUGUUUCUUGUUGGUAAUCUUCCCAAUCUUGAAGUUCUCAAAUUAAAAGAUGUAGACUUCGAAAACGAAGCAUGGAAAAUGGAAGGGAAAUUUUCUCGAUUAAAAUUCCUGCAUGUUGAAGCGUUUCAUUUUGAAAUCUGGGAAGCCGAGGCAGCACAUUUCCCAAGCCUACAGUGCCUACAUCUUAGGGGUUGCAAGAGUUUAAAAUGCUUCCCUUCUGGAAUUGGAGAAAUUCUAACUCUUCAGCAAAUCAUCUUGUAUGGAUGUCCGCCAUCUGUUGUGAAUUCGGCAAAUUCAAUACUAGAGGAACAACAAGACUGGGGGAACUAUGACCUUAAGGUUCAUGUCAAUCCCAAUUAUUUUGGAAACUCCAAUAGUAAG